Messenger RNA from Galeopterus variegatus (Sunda flying lemur), 1395 nucleotides. Its product is annotated as proteasome subunit beta type-1-like. Gene Ontology annotation, cellular component: proteasome core complex. NCBI's taxonomy places the organism in Eukaryota, Metazoa, Chordata, Mammalia, Dermoptera, Cynocephalidae. The record is from RefSeq and is a predicted model, not a curated record.
AUGAACACCAAACCUUCAAAUCCACUGGCACAAUAUAUCAAUGUUCGGGCAUAUCCUGCAGAAAUAAGAAAGCCACCUCAAAUACUGGACCUCAAAAUUUCAUUCCGCAAUUCCACCAUUCUGAAUCGGGGUACUGAAUAUGGGACUUUAGCAUUGCAGUACAGUGCACUGAACCACGUCAUCAAUAUUGAUAUUUUAUCCCAUUUCCCAGGCAGAACAUGCUUAAGCAUUCUUAGUGCUCUACUCUCUAACUUUUUACUGAAAGGCUGGCUGCACUGCAAUAAGAGGAUGGUCUCUGCUUUCAGAUCUUCGGCUCCCCUGCACGUGGGUCGCAGCUUCAGCUAUUUAGGGUAUUGGCAAUUAAUAUCAGGAACAAGAUACCCAUUCACAAAUGCCAAGUUCACCAUAAAAGCAGAUAAUUCCAUACAGAUCUUCCCUACAAGACCGUCUCCAGUUAGUUCUCAAAGUGCCCGAUUGUUUGGUGAAGAUACAAUCCAGGUUGAUAAUGUGACUCGAAUAGGAUUGGGUCUUCCUUCAGAUCUCCAUUUACUUCAACCAAGUAAAAAGGCCUUGCAAAGACUUUGUACUCUGUUCCUUACUGGAGAUCUGAGACCCACAAUGAGUUUGGCUCCUAUUCUUGUGCUCCAGGCUCUUGUCCAUGGUGACACAGCAGGAUCCAGAGAUGCAGCCACAGUGGCAGCCUUGAACUCAGGUCCCAGCAGAGACCUGAGGAUAGAGCCACACAGCGCUGCAGGCCCUUUACAGCUGCUCUUUUUGCCCUACACUUUCAACGGAGGUACUAUAUUGGCAAUUGCUAGAGAAGAUUUUUCAGUUGCUGCUUCUGACACUAAACUGAGUGAAGGGUUUUCAAUUCAUACCUGGGACAUCCCUAAAUAUUACAAAUUAAAAGUCAUUGGACGCAGCGGUUUUCAUGGAAAUUGUCUUACCCUGACAAAGAUUAUUGAAGUAACACUAAUGCUACAUAAGCAUUUCAAUAAUAGGGCUAUGACUAUGAGGGCAAUUGCUGCAAUGAUGUCUACAAUCCUGUAUUCAAAGCACUUCUUUUCAUACUAUGUUUACAACAUCAUUGGUGGAUAUGAUGAAGAAGGGAAGAGAGCUGUCUAUAGCUUUGACUCUGUGUGGUGCUACCAGAGAGACUCCAUUAAGGCUGGAGGUUCAGCAAGUACCAAGAUUCAGCCCCUGCUUGACAACCACGUUGGAUUUAAGAACAUGCAGAGUGGAGUUUGUCUCAUGUCCUUGAGCAGAGCCAUAUGGUUGGUGAAAGACAUCUUCAUUUCUGCAGCUGAGAGAGACAUGUCCACCAAUGCACUCAGGAUCUGCAUUGUAAACAAAAAGGGUAUCACGGAGGAGACUGUUCCCCUGAAGAAGGACUAA